Camponotus floridanus (Florida carpenter ant) is the source of this 5157-nucleotide messenger RNA. It is a transcript of the gene Grip163, whose product is annotated as gamma-tubulin complex component 6. Gene Ontology annotation, cellular component: spindle pole; equatorial microtubule organizing center; gamma-tubulin complex. Bases 136 to 4827 code for a protein of 1563 amino acids. The transcript is spliced from 16 exons. Lineage: Eukaryota; Metazoa; Arthropoda; Insecta; Hymenoptera; Formicidae. The record is from RefSeq and is a predicted model, not a curated record. Gene Ontology annotation, molecular function: microtubule minus-end binding; gamma-tubulin binding. Gene Ontology annotation, biological process: spindle assembly; cytoplasmic microtubule organization; mitotic cell cycle.
UGAGAAUAGAGGACUCGCUCGGUCGAAGGCUCGCGUUAUUAUGGCCGAUCACGUAUGGCACUAUGAAAACAAUUCUCGUUUCCCGCAACUCGUCGCAACAGUUAAUUAAUAGUCGCCUGAAGGAGUAUUUCGAUCAUGGAUCCAGAACGGAACGACGCCAACAUUUACGGUCUCGUAACUCAACUGGUCGAACACACGUUGCGAAGGAAUCGCCUCGAGAAUGGAAAUUCUUAUACGCCACCGAGGAACGAUAUUAAGACAGUGAGAAACUUUCGUUCGAAGGCUUAUGAAAUUUUAUUAAACAAGAGUAAAAAAGUAUACAGUCAAGAGAAUGUAACGAGUUCUGAAAUUGAUCCCUUGGUGGAGAUAUUAAAGUAUGCUUUUGUGCUCAGGCUGUCUCUCAGACGCGUCUCAGAGGCAGAAAAGUUGGAGAAUUUAGUAAACGAUUUAUAUAGUAACACGAUUAAUAUAGAAACUGUGAUUCAACCAGUUUUGAGAUUGUUGAUGGAGCUUAAAAGUUUUCAAACUGACACAGGCGCUACAUUGGAUGUAUUUCACUAUGGUAAAACUAAUCCCUGCUUGCCUGAAGAUGUUACAUGUACAAACGGGGUACCAAUGUUUCAAACAUAUCCCAUGGAAUCCUUUAUUUUGUCAGAGAAGUUUGAGGCCAUGUUGGGCAUUCGUAAAAGUUCUACUAGACGAGAUAGACAUACAGUGGCUAAUUUUGUUAGUAGAGUGUCCUUUGAAAAUCAGCAAAUAUCAAAAACCGUAGGAAUCGAAACAAUUAGGUAUAAUAAUGCUAUUGAAAUGGCACCUUGCAUAUCGAGCUGUACUGAGAAUACAGCGAAACAAUGUAAUACAUAUACUCCCUUUUCAACAAGUAUUAUGGUUGAGCAAACAAAUACGCUAUAUUCAUCUACAAAAAGAUUUAUAUCAAAUGUAACUUUACCUUGCGAAUGGAUAAAAUCUGUAGAUUAUCAAAAUGAAAAUGAUUUGUGUGUUGUGCAUACGUCGAAUAAUUCCAAUUGCAAUUUUAUGGAUGGAUCGGAAUAUGCUAGAAAUAUUAAUCAAAUAUGGAAAGAUGUACAAAUUUCCAGUGAUCAUAUCUCAAAAUUACGCACAUGGGAAUCUUUUGGAGCUUCAGAGUCUUCCAAACAAUUAUUAUUUGUUACUGAUUUGCCAGAGACAAUGCUGCACUUGGCAAGAAUAAGACAAACAAGUAUUCUAUCGCUUCUACCAAAGAAGGUGAUACAUUCCAUAUCCCUGAUGCAAGAAAUUUCCCUCAAAAAAUUUGUAUCAGAUGUUAAGUUAUUGUUAUUUGGUAUAGAUUCAGACUCUUUUAAAUAUAAUAUAGUGAUAGGAUUUAAAUUGGUGGAAAAUAUUAGCGUGCAUGGUAUAAAUUCGGAUACAUUAAAGAUUACUUGUCAAGAAGCAAUUUGUUGGGGCAACAGUUUCAAAUCCCUAUUGCUUCUGAUCACGCCUGAUCCACAAACGGGCAAGUUACAACAGGAUGGUCUUAUAUUCAAAGCGAUGUGUGCCAAUAUCAAGGAGCUACUCUUAUAUUAUCGGUCGGCGUUGCAAAGAAUUCUGAAUCGACAUGAAUUUGACGGAUUGUUAAGCUUGUUGAAAAAGGUUCGUCCACUGGCACAUUUGAUUGUGGAAGUUGCAAGAUUGUGCGAUCGUUGCAAUUACAAUCAAUGCACUUUAGACAGCGGAAUCUUAACGCACAUUUAUAAAGAAGUGACCGAGAUCACUGAUCCAAAGGUUGCAUUGGUCUUUUACUCUAUAUUAAAAUCAUGCUGCGAAGUUUACUUUCGAUUGCUGGAAAACUGGUUAUUUGAAGGGAGAUGCGACGAUGUUUACGGAGAAUUCAUGAUUCAGUCUCGAUCUCAUAAUCUGCGAAAGAAGGGACGUAAAUUCUGGACGGACAGCUUCGCAAUCGAUACCGAGUCAGUACCCGGUUUUUUAUCUGAACUAUCAGAAUCGAUAUUGGAAUGUGGGAAGACGCUGCGACUUUUAAAAAUUUGCAGCCCAAAGAAUCUUGUAUGCAAUGUGUCCUUCAAUGCUCGACCGGAAGUAAGGGUCUGCCUGAGCGUGUCCAUGCUGCGAGAACAGAUGCUAAGAUGUCAGGAAUAUAAGCGUGAAGGUGAAGCGGCAUUGGGACCAAUCGUAUCUCUUUUAUCCGCGACUCAAGAUGAAAAGAAAGCCGAGAGGAAGAGGGCUGAGCUGGUGAUACGCGCGCAGCAGGAGACCUUAUCGAGGCUAAAUAAACAACGCCAAGAACUUAUCGCGAAGACAGUGCAACGUAAACGAGAAUUGUUGCAAGAAUUGAAGCACCAAGCAGAAGAGAGUGCUUUGUUUAAAGAAAAGAAGAAAGAGAUUGAGAUGCUGGCUGACAAAUUAUUGCUCGAAAAGUUUGAUCGAGAGCAGGAAGAAAUACGAGAGCAACAACAGGCUGAGCGAGAACAUCUUAUAAAUUACUAUGAGAAAUUAAACACCGAUCUAGAGAGCAAUCGUAUACGAUCGAAUUGGCGUAAGAUGAGAAUGAGUCAUUUCGAAAAACGUGUAGAAUAUUUGAAGUCUAUGAAGAAAUCCGACAACGAAAUGUUGGAAAGUGUCGCCACACCAAGUCUGGAUGAAAAUAUCAACAAUACUGAUGAACAAAAUAAAAACAUUCCUACUUCACCAAGCGUGUCUACAUCUGAAGUGGAGGGUUUAUCUAGUCAAGAUGAAAAUAGCAACUUUCCAGAAAGUGAAAUAUUGAACGAAGCAACAAUAGAUGUUUCUAAUCGAAACGAUAUAGAAGAUAAAGAAGAUUCGUCAGUCGCUAAAAGUGCGAACUCUGAUCUCCCAUCUAGCGAUACUGAUAAAGAUAUUGAAUCGAACGAGAAAAUUAUGACAAGUAAGGAUCCUCUCAUAACAGUGGAUACCCAAAAUGUACCCCUACCGCAAGAAUCUUUGCCCUUAAAUUAUAUCUACAAAAAGAACAACGAGAGGAGCAAUCUGCAGGAUUUUCUACGCGACGAAGCGAUGAAGAAUAUUCGUACGAUCAUGAAUGAUAGACAAAUGGCUACGAUUGAUACUCGUUUAAAUAAUAUCUUGGAAAGCGACAAGAUUACCGAGAAAUUGAUCGGUAGUAUUAACAGGCCUAAAUCCUUAGCUAUCGAGAGGAUAGAUAAUAUGACUAUAGCGCAAAGCAACAAACUUAAAGUCCUCAUACAAGAAUAUGGCUUGACUCCGAAUAAUAAUGAGCUCAGUACAAUAUUCACAGAUAAACUCACAGUUAAUUGCACAAAUAUAAACGGCAAUAACGAAGUCACCAAUGAACAAAAUUCAGACAAUACAGAGAAAAAUGUCAACAACAACGCUUCUCCAACAUCCGGUAUCAAAUUGCCGGAAAAAGAAAUGAUGAACAGGCCUAUAAAUAAUGAGGAGUAUUCAAAUAAAAUUAAUGAUGCAAAUGCCAUCACGGAGCAAGAUCCGAUAUUGAAUAAUAUCCAGCGGCAAAAUAAUAUAGAUACACCAAUGUCGUGUACGACUGACAACUUCACCACAUUAUCGACCCACACUCCUCUGUCGCAGAUACCAAACAGCGAUGAUAUAUUUGCUUUAAACGGCGGUCAGGAAUCAUCUUUGUCCGAUAUGACAAAGUCAAUGAUAGGGGAGACGUACUUUGAAUCCCCGAUGAGUGGUAAUUUUAAAUUGCCGAGCUUGUUUGGCGUUACUGAUUCUGAUGUGAAGUCCUCGCCGGUCUCAUCUUUAACAAUAGCUGAUGUCGAGAUGAUCGACCAUACCUCGCUCCAGGUGUAUUUAGAAAAAUCCAUCAUCAUUCCUCUGCAGAUACAAACUUGGCUGGUUAAUAACGCGAUUAUCAAACACCUGGUGAACGAGUGCAACGUACUAUCGCAUUUGCACAGUCUACGUAGUUAUUUCUUUCUGUUGAACGGCGAAUUUGCGAAGAGUCUAACAGACUCGCUUUAUUCCCGACUUUACACGAUAUCCGCGCCGAUCGAGCUCUUCAAUUCUGCUACUCUCACGAAUCUCCUGGAAAAGGCGCUGAUGAACUCGUUCAGUAAUAAUUAUGCCAAUUCGGAACUCUUGAGUCUUUCCGCUAUCGAUCCACCGUGCCAGUUAUAUAUUUCAGAUCCAAAUGUUUUGGAAUGUCUUUGCCUAAACUAUAAAAUAGCAUGGCCGUUGAAUAUCAUCUUGGAUGACACGAUGAUGUUGCAAUACAGCAAAGUAUUUAAAUUCCUAAUAACGACUGGCAGGAUGUCGUGGGUUUUACAAGAAGAUUUUAAUAUAAUGAAGGUAGAGCGUAACGCAGUCAACUCGGAGCAAUAUCACAAGUUGCAGUUAUACAGACACUCCAUGACUCAAUUCACGAAUGCUCUUCACAAUUAUUUAACGUGUAGCGUGUUACACGCAAGUUGGAGCGAGUUCGAAAAGGAUUUACAGAAUUCUCGGACGAUAGAUCAGAUCUACUGCUCGCACAUGAACUACAUUAAAAGGAUACUCUCGAGAUGUAUGCUUCAUACUCGCGGAGAAAAGAUGCGCGUGUGCUUAAUCAAUAUUUUCAAGAUCAUAUUAAAGUUUCACAAUCGCCUAAGAUCGCAAGCCUGGAAGGUCGAUAGUGAUAAUACAGGUCGAUACAUUCAUCCAAAUUUCAAAAGUUUGGAGCAAAUGUAUCGAUCGUUUUGCGAAUGGCGGGAAUAUAUGGCUCAUGUCGCGCGCAAAUUUUCCACCAGUGGAUAUCAGCCGCACCUGACACAUUUUCUCAACGCUUUAAAUAUAAAUCAUAUGUAUGAUUUGACGACAAAGCAACAAUAGUAAAAUAAAACGUCACUAUCACUCGUGUCUUUUUUUUACACUCAAAUGUAAAAAGAUAUAGGAUGAUAAAGCCAUACUUCUUCUGCCAAAUGCGGAACAACUGGCGCGAUAGAUCUUGCAAGUACAGUCAAGAUGUCGCAAGUUACCUCCAUCGCGGCCAGACGCGUCGGAGAUUCCACUUCGUCGCAGUAAAGUCUAUCCUUAAUUAAGUGACAGUAUACUGGUGACACUGUAUUCGUCAGGAAAUUUAUUAUCAGUUUACAUACGUGGUGAUACAAAUAAUUUUCGUACAAAUUUUGAAUCUGUGAAAUAAUCAAUCAAUAUCGAUGA